GCCCCUCUUGUCGGGUUACGUCGAUUCAGAUUAGUUUCCGGAAGAGGAUCACGUAUAGACAACUGACGCUGUUGGUCUUUCUUUUCUUUUUGUUUCCUUCUCGAUAAGCAGCUCACUGGUCGACUGCUGUUUUCUUUUUGGUUUGCUUUCUCUUCUCCCCUUGGUGUAGGAACUUCAUUUGUCACUCUCCAGACAGGCCAAAAGCAGAGAAACCGUCCAAGAUGGCGUUGCCGAAGAGAAUCAUCAAGGAAACUGAGCGCUUGAUGGCGGAGCCGGUUCCCGGCAUCAACGCUGUCCCGCAUGAAGACAACUUGCGCUACUUCGAUGUCUCGAUCCACGGACCUGCACAGUCGCCGUACGAAGGUGGCAUCUUCCGUCUCGAACUGUUUUUGCCCGAGGACUACCCCAUGACUCCCCCGAAGAUCCGCUUCUUGACGAAGAUCUACCACCCCAACAUCGACCGGCUGGGACGGAUCUGCUUGGACGUGCUCAAGAACAACUGGUCCCCCGCUUUACAAAUCCGCACGAUCCUACUUUCAAUCCAGGCCUUGCUGGGUGCCCCGAACCCCGACGACCCGCUCGCCAACGACGUCGCCCAACGCUGGAAGGAGGAUGAGCCGGCUGCCAUACAGACCGCGAAAGAGUGGACUAGAACCCACGCCAUGACUUAGAUGCAUGCCGUUCAACUCUUGGGAACGGGGGAGAAGAGAGAAAGAAAAUAAGCUUCGGUGGUAGCCUCUUCCCCAGGUUGCCUGCCAUUGAGACGAACCCGGUAGGCGCAACAAAACGUCUGUGACGUGAACCAUGAGACCUCAAAAGAAGAAACAACAGAGAAGAAAAGUGCCUCUCGUUCUUUUUUUCCUUAAGAUCCCUAUAGUAUUCUUCCCGCGUCAGUCUUUACAACU
Molecule: messenger RNA, 905 nt
Organism: Aspergillus aculeatus ATCC 16872
Lineage: Eukaryota; Fungi; Ascomycota; Eurotiomycetes; Eurotiales; Aspergillaceae
Product: E2 ubiquitin-conjugating protein UBC13
Exons: 5
Coding region: 222-671 (149 amino acids)
Biological process (GO): DNA damage tolerance; protein K63-linked ubiquitination
Cellular component (GO): nucleus
Molecular function (GO): ubiquitin conjugating enzyme activity
Source: RefSeq, a predicted model, not a curated record